AUGUCGAACAAUACUAAUACUUCCUCGUCGCCGCAGUUUCCCAAGGCAUCCCAUGCUGCUGAUGCCUGUCCCGACAUCCCAAACGGAGCCCAUUCUCCCGCCGUUAGUCGUCCGACCAUCGAGAUGACAGAAGAUCCGGACGACGUGAUCCCCCCCACCCAUGAUGAUCGCACUCUCGUGCUCUGCUUUGAUGGUACAGGCGACCAGUUCGAUGGUGACAACUCGAACAUCGUUCAGUUUUUCUCUAUGCUGAAAAAGGAUGACCCCUCUGAGCAAAUGGUGUAUUAUCAGGCCGGGAUAGGCACAUACACUAUCCCUCAAAUAGCCACGCCCUUUUACGCCAAGCUUUCCAAGACCAUCGAUGCGAUGGUGGGGAGCAACCUGGAUGUUCACGUCAUGGAUGAGGCAGGAGAUAGGAUAUGUCUGUUUGGGUUUUCGCGAGGCGCCUAUAUUGCCCGAGCGCUGACUGGCAUGCUUCACAAAGUGGGUCUCUUACCACCCUGCAACCACCAGCAGGUUCCGUUCGCGUACAAAAUGUACAGCAAGGAUGAUGGUGAAGGCUGGAAACAGAGUAAGGCAUUUAAGAGGGCGUUUUCUAUCGACGUUGAUGUCCAAUUCGUUGGAGUUUGGGAUACUGUUAACUCUGUGGGCAUCAUCCCUUACAGGCUGCCUUUUACAAAAGCAAACAACAAGAUUCGCUACUUCAGGCAUGCUCUCGCACUUGAUGAACACCGAGCGCGCUUCAUGCCGAACUUCUGCAAUCGGUCCACAGACGCCGACAAUAAGCUUGGUGUCCAGAAAGGGGAAAUGCCUCGAAGCACCAAGAAGUCUCGCCCUGUUCGAACUCCCUACGACAAACUUCUGCAUGAGGGGAAACGUCGCUACACCGAGUCAAUCUCGCAAACUGAUGCCGAUGAAGUAUGGUUCGCGGGAUGUCACUGCGACGUCGGUGGUGGUUCCGUCGAGAACGGUACCCGACACAGUCUAGCCCGUAUCCCUCUCCGGUGGAUGAUUCGGGAAAUUUUCAAAACGAAGCACGUUGGCAUGGACCCUUCAACAUUGUACCUCCACGUGACUCCCCGCCCACCGGCUAUCUUUAACCGCCCUCUCCUCCCGGCGAAGAUUGACUCUGGUACACCGAUCUCGAAUGAUGCGCUCAGCCCCAUGUACGAUCAACUCGAGAUUGCGCCAUAUUGGUGGAUACUCGAAAUGCUGCCGCAAAAGCAGCGCUACCAGAGAGAGGAUGACACGUGGAUCGGGGAUGUCAAGGUAAACAUGGGUGGGGGACGCGAUAUCCCCAAACGACGCACCCUGAAGAUACAUCGAACGGUCAAGAUCCGGAUGGAAGCAGACACACUUAAGGAAGGGAAGUACUGGCCGAAGGCAAAGAUCAAUGUUGAACCUACAUGGGUGGAUUAA
Messenger RNA from Pisolithus orientalis, 1419 nucleotides. RefSeq lists its product as uncharacterized. Lineage: Eukaryota; Fungi; Basidiomycota; Agaricomycetes; Boletales; Pisolithaceae. Bases 1 to 1419 code for a protein of 472 amino acids. The transcript has 12 exons. The record is from RefSeq and is a predicted model, not a curated record.